AAAGUUUGGGCAUCUCUAAGAGCAACGGCAGAGAACGGAUGAUGACAUUUCAAGCUGGCAGGGUCCACGAUGGUAAAGACGGUGACGAUGAGCAUGUCGGCGAUACUGAGCGUUCUGGCUCUGGUGACCGUCUACGCCGUCUACCUCGCCCUGUCCGAUGUAUCACGGCUAGUGUCCCCCCAAGGAUGUCGCAUGUCAUGGAUGUCCCCCUCUUACCUUCUCCAAUCAGAAUUCAAUACGUCCUGGACACCGCUUGCAAACCGGUACACCCUCUGGUUAUACAGGGAAGUAGGAUGGGAGCCUAGCCAGCCCGUCGGGGUACCAGCUCUGUUCAUACAUGGGAGCGCAGGUUCAUCGCACCAAGUACGCUCGAUCGCUUCCUCUGCUGCACGACAAUACUUUUCCUCUCCAUUCGUUAUUUCGAGUGAGUUCAACGGACGAGGGAUCAGACCGGUGGAUUUUUAUGCUGUUGACUUCAAUGAGGAUUUUUCUGCCUUCCACGGACCUACACUCGAUUCCCAGAUCGCCUAUACCGCCGCAGCGAUCAGAUAUAUUCUCUCGCGAUACCCACCGAAUACCCAGAUCAUCGUCAUCGGUCAUUCCAUGGGCGGCAUCGUGGGUACCGCACUUCUCCCCUCUCCCGACAUAUCCGCCCUUAUAACAAUGUCUACUCCGCACAUGCUUCCGCCUGUGCGGUUCGACUCUCGUAUCGAGGAAAUAUACGCGCGAAAUAGUCGAAUUCUGCGGGAAGAUGAGACCCCCAUUCUAUCGUUGUGCGGUGGCGCCACGGAUACGCUCGUCUUGUCGGAAUCAUGCGUGAUCCCGGACUCAGACCAGCCACCGGGUGGGUUGUACAGGAGAACGGUGUUCACAUCUGCAUUACAGGGCACCUGGACGGGCGUCGGACAUCUUGAGAUGGUGUGGUGCCACCAGGUGAGGUGGCGCGUCGCCCGGGCGGCACUCGAGUUGGGUGGUGCUGUUUCUGCACGCGACACAGUAGCAACCCAGCGAGGGAGAGUAUUGGAUCGGUGGUUGGGAGAUGGCGUGCCCGUGUUAGAUGAGGAAAAUGUCGAGUUGCGCCAUGGAACAUAUGAAAUUCUCCCGCAGGGGAUGCAUCUCGUGCUGAAAAAUCCGCAUGGGAAACGGACGUAUCUUUUGCCCUUGGUGCCUGCCGAUGGUGAAGGACCAAGGACGUUCGUAUUGUAUGUCUCCAGAGGAGCUAUCUCCGGCAUCGCGCCACAUCACGCGCCGGACUUGCAAGUCUCCAUUCAGCUCUGCGUUCCAUCAUCAGCGAGGACAGACGGUGCAGAACUGUCUGUUCCGACGAUGUGCACGCCCUUGCAGCCUAAUGUAUUGAAGCUUCUCCCGAGUCCGCUCCCAGGAAGACCGUUCCCGGUACCGAACGAAGGGUCUGACGAGAGCGAGGGUGUUGUUUUGUUUGAGGGUGAAAUUUCUUCCGACGUGCAGGGAUGGAUAGGGGUCAGUAUAAACGCGGGUGAGCAAGAGGGAGGAGGAUGGGUUGUCAGCGGAUUUGAUCGUAGGAAACUUGUGGAGCGGGACGCCGUCAGUCUUUCAGAUUUGAUCCUCGGUACCGUGCAUAUACCACUAACGACUGCAGGCGGGGAAGGGGGACUGAGGACUCACGUCCAUAUCUCGCGUCUACCCCUCAACGCUCUUCUCGUGUAUAAACUUGUUCCCGACUUUACGGAUUCUUCCUCGUGCGCAGAUGCAAUUUUCCCUCCUCUGCUCAUGCACGUCUCACAACCUUCAGAGGUCCACUAUUAUCCCCUCAGACACGACAAUCCCGUAUGGCUCCAUUCACACUCCACCGCGCCCUACGUCCCGUCGCUCGAGUUUAACCCGGAGCACCACGGGCUGAAUCUUACGAUUUACUCAUAUGAUUAUGAUUGUGCGGACCCCGUCGGUCUCACACUUACUCUUGACUGGUGGGGAACGCUAGGCAGGCUCGGGACACGAUACCCUACGACGCUUCUCAGUUUUUGCGUAGGUAUUGUCUCAGUUGCGCUCUUCCAAGCGUGGCAGCACUCUGCCGCUCAGCCGCAGAGUGUGUCGGAAUCAUUGGAAACCCUCGUAAGGAGAGUGAUGCCCCAACUCAUGGGUGUUGCGGCGCUCAUCGCUUUACUUCCUCUGAGUCAUAAGUGGUAUUUGGGUCUGAGUGGGGAGUUGGGACUGCUUGCCAGUUUGCUGGCGGUAUUUCUUGUGGGCCUUGCAUCGGGAUUAGUGUGUUUGAGCUGGUGGGUGCUCCGGCUUUUGAUAUGGCCGCUAAGGUUCGUAGCGAUGCGUGUCGUACCUAGUAGAAGGCCUGAAGAUUCAGGCCUGAGACGCAGUACUGUCCCUUCCAUGGUGCUUAUGCUCCUUUUCAUUUUCUUGUUUGUGCCGUGGCAAGUGGCAUUCCUGGGAUGCUGGGUCAUCCAGUUGUUAAACUGUGCAGUGCACCCCCAAGACGAACGUCCUUGGAAUCGGACUCCAACCACGAUAGAUACCCCUAUCGAAGCGAUACCUCUUCGGCCACAGCGCGAAGACGGCGGGUCUAGAGAACCCACAGAAGAUGGAAUCGCUGAAACUCUUUCUACCGUGAACAUCUCUCGUGGUGCGAUACCAGGCGGGGGAAAACCGACACCCCCAUACGCUCUAAUAUACCAGAACGCGCAUAUUCUACUAUUCCUGACCUGGCUGCUGCCUUUUACCGCUCCGGUUCUGGUCGUGUGGGUGCGGACGUUGUUGACUGCGGGGUAUACUACCCCUUUCAAUGGCGAUCAUAACGUGUUCAAGGUCUUACCGAUCCUAUGGCUAGUGGAUUACCUCGGACGGGGUCAUGUGCUGGAUACGAGGAAUUGGAGAGGGAUAUCUCCGAGAUGGGGUUUUCUCGUCGUUGGCCUUGUAUCAUUCGUGGUCGGUGGCAGAUGGGUGUAUUUGGUAUACGACGUUGCGAACGUUCAGAUCGCCUUUUUGUUAUUUUGGGAUGUGGUAGUGGCAUCAUCGGGGCGUCUUACGUAAUCGACUUUUUUUUUUUUUUGUUAAUCCUUUCCAAGAUCGAAGUCCAGUGCUUCAGCGUCAGCUUUCGACUCUAAUUUGGGUUCCGCAUUCGUAGUUUUUUAUUAUUAGUUUUUGCAUGUGAAGUGCACAAUGUGAUUUUUAGAGGAGUGACGACGCCGUUCUAAGUAGUA
Molecule: messenger RNA, 3188 nt
Organism: Pisolithus orientalis
Lineage: Eukaryota; Fungi; Basidiomycota; Agaricomycetes; Boletales; Pisolithaceae
Product: PGAP1-like protein-domain-containing protein
Exons: 7
Coding region: 70-3018 (982 amino acids)
Biological process (GO): endoplasmic reticulum to Golgi vesicle-mediated transport; GPI anchor metabolic process
Cellular component (GO): endoplasmic reticulum
Molecular function (GO): phosphatidylinositol deacylase activity
Source: RefSeq, a predicted model, not a curated record